AUGGCGAGGACGGGGGAUGCCGGCGUGGAAGCCUUACGGCGCCUGAAAGAAGUAGACCCGCCUUCGUUGCUUGUACCGAGCCCAAAGCUAUCCGAAACUGCUCGUGCUGCAUCGAAACACCUAUUCUCCUCCCUCAAACCCUUCUCCCCAAAAUCGCCACUGGACCAACUCCUCGUCAACGGCUACGAUGCUGAGCAGAUUUGGCAUCAAAUUGAUCUCCAAUCACAGCCGCUAUUGUCCACUCUUCGCCGCCGGUUGAAUCAGCUGGUCAAAAACCCUGAAGAAAUUGCGCAGCUGAAGGUUGCUAAAAAGGCGGAGCCAAAGGAGCAAGGCGAGUGGGGAGAAGAGAUUGACGGUUUUGAUGAGGAAUUGGAUGAAGCUGAUGAAGACGAGGAUGAUUUUGAAGGAACUGAAGGAGAAGAGGACGAGGACGAGGACGAGGAUGAUGAUGAAGAGAAAGGUGAAGGUGGUGGGAUUGGAGAUAAAUUUCUGAAAAUAGAUGAAUUGAAUGAUUAUUUACAGAAAGAGGAAGAUAAUUUCGAGAAGGGUGAGGAGGGAGAUCAAGACAGUGAAGAAGAUGAUGACCUUGAGAAGGCUGGUGAGUUUGAGAUUGAUGAAGAUGAGGAUGAGGAUGAUAAUGAUGAAGAAAAUGUAGAAGAUGUAGAAUCAGAAGCCGCAUAUGCAAGGUACGAUGACUUCUUUGGAGGUAAAAAAGAAAAGGGCUCAAAAAGAAAAGAACAAUUGCUUGAUAAUAAAAAAGAAAGGGACUCAAAAAGAAACGGACAAUUGCUUGAGAAUAAAAAAGAAAAGGGCUCAAAAGGAAAAGAACAUUUGCUUGAAAAAAUUGAAGAUUUUGAUGUUGAAGAUGACACGGAAUCUGACAAACAGAAGAUAAGGACUGCUUCUACCCAUGAAAAGCAGCUGGAAAAAAUUCAAUCAAACAUAAAGCUGAUGGAGAAAGCUAACAUAGAGCCAAAAAAUUGGACUAUGCUAGGGGAGGUAACUGCUGCAAAGAGACCUGUGAAUAGUGCUUUGGAAGUUGAUAUUGACUUUCAGCAUAACGUGAGACCUCCUCCUGUAAUCACUGAAGACAUUAAUUCUUCAAUUGAGGAAAUGGUCAAGAAAAGGAUUAUUGAGGGGAGAUUUGAUGAUAUCCAAAGAGCUCCUAAAUUGUCAUCGAAAGCGCCUCGGGCAGUUAAAGAACUGGAUGACAAUAAAAGCAAGCAGGGUCUUGCAGAGAUUUAUGAGCAAGAAUAUGUUCAGAAGAUUGACCCCACUUCUGCUCCAUUGUCAGCCAACGAUAAACUAAAAAAUGAGGCAAGCAUUCUCUUUAAGAAGAUCUGUCUGAAACUGGACGCCCUUUCUCAUUUCAACUUUGCUCCAAAACCUAUUAUAGAGGACAUGUCUUUUCAAACAAAUGUACCUGCUCUGGCAAUGGAAGAGAUUGCUCCUGCGGCUGUUUCAGAUGCUGCUAUGCUAGCCCCUGAGGAGGUUUUUGAUGGUAAGGGUGAUGUUAAAGAAGAAGCAGAACUCACACAGGCAGAAAGGAAAAGGAGGAGAUCUAAUAAGAAAAGAAAAUUUAAAGCUGAGGCAGUAAAAAGGUCGGAAAAGAAGUUAAAGUCAGAAAAGAAGCCAGAUAAUGCAAUUUCUGGACAAGUUAACGGUUAA
Molecule: messenger RNA, 1668 nt
Organism: Vicia faba (fava bean)
Lineage: Eukaryota; Viridiplantae; Streptophyta; Magnoliopsida; Fabales; Fabaceae
Source: the annotation of a GenBank genome assembly